Aspergillus wentii DTO 134E9 is the source of this 1614-nucleotide messenger RNA. RefSeq lists its product as uncharacterized. NCBI's taxonomy places the organism in Eukaryota, Fungi, Ascomycota, Eurotiomycetes, Eurotiales, Aspergillaceae. Gene Ontology annotation, cellular component: membrane. Gene Ontology annotation, biological process: amino acid transmembrane transport. Gene Ontology annotation, molecular function: amino acid transmembrane transporter activity. The transcript has a single exon. The record is from RefSeq and is a predicted model, not a curated record. Bases 1 to 1614 code for a protein of 537 amino acids.
AUGGAGUUGAGCCAGGAUAAACCAUUCGUGGAAAGCCAAGCCGGUGAGAUGAAUGCCAUCAACACAAAGCGUGGCAUCAAGUCUCGGCAUGCGCAGAUGAUGGCUAUCGGUGGGACCAUCGGGACUGGUCUCUUCGUUGGUACAGGGGAAGCCCUCGCCGUUGCAGGCCCGGCAAUGCUUCUGGCAGCAUAUUGCAGCAUCUGUGUCCUUGUAUAUGGCAUCAUCACAGCGACCACGGAGAUCAACACCUACCUGCCCGUCCGAGGCUGCUCGAUGGCCUACUUUGGCAGCCGUUUCGUGUCGCCCAGUCUCGGAUUCGCAAUGGGCUGGCUGUAUUGGUAUUCGUUUGGCAUUAUCUUCGCCUAUGAGAUAACAGCGGGAGUGUUGGUUAUUAGCUACUGGCCGAAUACGGUGCCCAUUGCUGUAUGGAUUACCAUCAUGUUGGUCACCAUUGUCGCACUGAACUUCUUCCCGGUCAAAGUGUACGGAGAGACCGAGUUCUGGUUCGCCUCGCUAAAGGUAUUUCUGAUCAUUGGCUUGCUGUUGAUGUCAUUUAUCCUGUUCUGGGGCGGUGGGCCUGGUCAUCAACGGCUAGGGUUUCAUUACUGGAAGGAUCCUGGCGCGAUGAAUGAGUAUCGAGCCAGCGGGGCAACUGGACGGUUCUGUGCGUAUCUAUAUGUUCUGUGCUUUUCGGUCUUUUCUUUCAACUUUGCCCCGGAGCUGCUGGUUAUCGCAUCGGGUGAGAUGAAGCAUCCACGCAAGAACCUCCCACGAGCCGCCAAACAAUACUUUUACCGACUUCUUAUCUUCUACGUUGGCGGUGUCCUGGCUAUUGGUGUAAUCUGCCCGAGCAAUGCAUCCGGACUGACAGAUGGGACUAACGCCGCUGCAUCGCCUUUUGUCAUUGCGAUCAAGAAUGCCGGGAUCAAAGGUCUAGACAGUGUGGUCAACGCGGUGAUCAUCACCUCGGCCUGGUCUUCAGGGAACUCUUACCUCUACAUGUCCAGCCGGUCACUGUUCUCGCUUGCCGUGGCUGGCAAUGCCCCAGCUAUCUUUACGCGUUGUAACCGGUGGGGAGUACCAUACUACUCGGUCCUCACCUGCUCCCUCUUUGGUCUACUGGCUUAUAUGAAUUGUAGCGCUGGCGCAAGCGUUGUGUUCACAUGGUUCAUCAACAUCACCAACACGGCUGGUUUUAUCUCCUGGACCUGCUGCUGUAUCGUUUUCCACCGGUUCCGCAAAGCUUGCAAAGCUCAAGCUACCACCACGCAGCCAAUUCGCCCAUAUCAAUCACGGAUGCAGCCGUAUUUGAUCUGGCUGGCGACCUUGGUAUUUCCAAUCUUGCUUCUGUGCAAUGGAUUCGGGGUGUUCUUCCCAGGACACUUUUCUGCGUCGUCAUUCCUGACCUCGUACAUUGGACUAUUUGUCUUUUUGGUCAUUUACAUCGCCCAUCGCCUGGUGCAUUGGGGAGAUAAAUGGAUGCAUCGGCCUGAAGAGAUUGAUCUUAUUUCUGGAAUGGAUGAAGUGCAUGCCUUGGAAGUAGAGGAGAUGGAGGAUUUAGGGGAGAGUGUAGAGACUUCGAAAUGGAAGUGGCUAAAGGCUUUAUGGGAGUGA